AUGUUUGUUAUUGUCUUUGUAGAUAAUCUUGAAGAAAAGUCAAUGUCUGGAAAUAACCAGUUAGGAGUGCUCAAGGCACUCGAUGUAGCCAAAACACAGCUUUACCAUUUCACGGCAAUUAUUAUCGCCGGUAUGGGUUUCUUCACCGAUGCCUACGAUUUAUUUAGCAUUGCAUUGGUCACAAAGCUUUUAGGUCGCAUCUACUACCACAAGGUGGGUGCAGAGAAGCCGGGAACACUCCCACCAGAAGUGGCGGCGGCGGUCAAUGGUGUUGCUCUAUGUGGGACACUUAUGGGUCAACUAUUUUUUGGGUGGCUUGGAGACAAACUUGGCCGGAAAAAAGUAUAUGGGAUCACUUUGAUUAUGAUGGUUGUUUGCUCUGUCGCCUCCGGUCUCUCGUUUGGAAAUAAUUCAAAAGGCGUCAUGACCACUCUUUGCUUUUUCCGUUUCUGGCUAGGAGUUGGUAUUGGAGGUGACUACCCACUCUCAGCAACGAUCAUGUCGGAGUAUGCGAACAAGAAGACCCGUGGUGGGUUCAUCGCGGCCGUGUUUGCUAUGCAAGGGUUUGGAAUCUUGGCUGGAGGCAUCGUUGCACUAGUACUCUCGAGUAUUUUUGAUUACCAAUUCCCGUCGCCCAUCUAUAGUGUAGACCCGUAUGCCUCGACUGUACCUCAAGCUGAUUACUUAUGGCGUAUCAUCCUUAUGAUUGGUGCUCUCCCCGCAGCGAUGACCUAUUACUGGCGAAUGAAAAUGCCCGAGACUGCUCGUUACACCGCUUUAGUUUCCAGAAACAUCAAACUAGCUGCACAAGACAUGUCGAAAGUCUUGCAGGUGGAUCUUAAAGCUGAUAAAGAAAUUGCUGAAAACAAGGCUACAGAUCCUAAGCUAAACUACGGCUUGUUCUCCAAAGAAUUUCUUAAGCGCCAUGGACUUCCUCUCCUCGGAACUACAUCCACCUGGUUCUUGCUUGACAUUGCGUUUUACAGCCAAAACUUAUUUGAAAAGGAUAUAUUUUCUGCCAUCGGAUGGAUCCCAAAAGCGGCAACGAUGAAUGCCAUGCACGAAGUUUACAAGAUUGCUAGAGCGCAAACCCUCAUUUCACUAUUCAGUACCAUCCCAGGUUACUGGUUCACCGUCUUAUUCAUUGAUAUUAUGGGAAGAUUUGCGAUCCAGAUAAUGGGAUUCUUCUUCAUGACCGUGUUUAUGUUCGCUUUAGCUUUGCCUUAUGACCAUUGGAUCAAACCAGACAACCGCAUUGGAUUCAUUAUUAUAUUCUCCCUAACUUUCUUCUUUGCAAACUUCGGUCCGAAUGUAACUACAUUUGUUGUACCUGCUGAGAUAUUCCCAGCAAGGUUGAGAUCUACAUGUCACGGAAUUUCAGCCGCGGCAGGAAAGGCGGGAGCUAUCGUGGGCGCGUUUGGAUUCUUAUACGCGGCUCAGUCAAAGGAUAAGAACAAGACGGACGCAGGAUAUCCACCAGGUAUUGGUGUCAAGAACUCGUUGAUCAUGCUUGGAGUUAUUAACUUUGUCGGUAUGCUCAUGACAUUUUUAGUGCCAGAAUCCAAAGGAAAGUCUCUUGAGGAGCUUUCGGGUGAGAAUGUGAAUGAUGAGACGGCUUCAUCCAAGGCCAGUCUCUCCAGAAGAAACUGA
Brassica oleracea var. oleracea is the source of this 1650-nucleotide messenger RNA. RefSeq names its product probable inorganic phosphate transporter 1-3. Gene Ontology annotation, cellular component: membrane. Gene Ontology annotation, molecular function: phosphate transmembrane transporter activity. The coding region runs from base 1 to 1650 and encodes 549 amino acids. The record is from RefSeq and is a predicted model, not a curated record. The transcript is spliced from 2 exons. NCBI's taxonomy places the organism in Eukaryota, Viridiplantae, Streptophyta, Magnoliopsida, Brassicales, Brassicaceae. Gene Ontology annotation, biological process: transmembrane transport; phosphate ion transport.